AUGGAUAAGUUUCUCAUCAAGUUACCAAAGCCAAAAGAUGGCCAACCAAGUUCUAGCUCUAAUCAACCAUUUGUGAGUUCACAAGUUGCUCUGGAAGUUCAAAGGCAUACAAAUUCUUUUCCACUUUCAAAUAUGGAUAAUAUGCUUGAUUUUAAAUCUCUUGAAGCAGAUCCCAAAGAUCGAAUGCCUAUUUCAUCUUAUGGUCCUAAUGUUCGAGAUGCGGUAAGGAGGUAUUGCAUUCAAAAAAAGUCAUGUCAGCCUAUUGAUCAUAUCUUCCCUAAAACUAAGUUUGGAGAAAAAAUGCGUCAAUUUCGACCAACUGGUUUAAGAGAAGAUCUCAAUGGUUGGAAUAUAGCAUUAAAGCAGACGCGGCAUUUUGUUUGUGUUGUUAUUUGUUCAAGAAUGAACUUGAAAGUUGUAGAAAUGUCGGAGAUUCAUUUACAAGAGAUGGUUUUAGGUGUUGGAACAAAAGCUUUAGAAAGAUUCAAAAAACAUGUUGGUAAGCAAGAUUUCUCGACAUCGGGAUUUCCAUUUUGUGGACAUGAUGAAAGUGAAGGUUCCGAAUAUAAAGGUGCUUUUCUUGAACCUUUGAAAUGGUAUGGGGAUAGAAGUUUUGAUGUGGGAAGAGUAAUAUUAGGUAAUGCUCCACAAAAUGAUAUGAUGAUUUGUCUGACAAUUCAAAAAGAUAUUGUGGAGGCUUGUGCUAAAGAAAAAACUAAGGCUAUCAUUGAAGACUUGGACGGUGAUUAUUUUGGAAUAUUAGUUGAUGAAUCAAAGGAUGUUUCUCAUAAGGAGCAAAUGGCUCUAAUUUUGAGAUAUGUCAACAAAAGUGGAAUGGUGAUAGAGCGAUUCUUAGGUAUUGUCCACGUAAAUGAUACAUCUUCUCAAUCAUUAAAAAAGGCAAUUUAUUCUUUGCUUUUGGAUCACUCAUUAUGUACAUCCAAAAUACGUGGUCAAGGUUAUGAUGGGGCUAGUAAUAUGCAAGGGGAAAUAAAUGGUCUCAAGUCUUUGAUUUUACAAGAUACGUCAUCUGCAUAUUCUAUUCACUGUUUUGCUCACCAAUUGCAAUUGGCACUAAGAUUCACUUCGACAACAUCAAGAAGAUAA
Solanum stenotomum is the source of this 1107-nucleotide messenger RNA. RefSeq lists its product as uncharacterized. The record is from RefSeq and is a predicted model, not a curated record. Bases 1 to 1107 code for a protein of 368 amino acids. The transcript is spliced from 3 exons. NCBI's taxonomy places the organism in Eukaryota, Viridiplantae, Streptophyta, Magnoliopsida, Solanales, Solanaceae.